CUCUCUGCUGCCAUGUUUGUGCGCAGUGCGCACCUACGACCUCGUCGUCUACGGACCCCUCAUCUCCGCACACCCACGCUCUCAUUCUCACGCGCCAACUCCACCUCUUCCUCGCUGUACGACCCAGACGCCGAACCUCGCGAAGAAGAAUCCGUGGAUGUAUGCAUCGUCGGCGGCGGGCCUGCCGGCCUCAGCGCCGCCAUCAGACUUAAGCAGCUCGAAGCCGAGACCGGGAACGAAGUGCGCGUAGUGGUGCUCGAGAAGGGAGCCGAAGUCGGCUCGCACAUUCUUUCUGGGGCUGUCAUCGAGCCAUCCGCACUGGACGCUCUGCUCCCAGACUGGCGCGACGCCGCCGACCACCCCCUGAAGCAGCCCGUCACGUCCUCGACGAUGCGCUUCUUCACGCAGAAGCACGCGAUUCCCAUACCCCACCCGCCGCAGAUGAGCGGCACAGGGAACUACAUCGUCAGUCUCUCCCGCGUCGCCGCCUGGCUCGGCGGCGUCGCAGAGGAGCUGGGUGCCGAGAUCUACCCCGGCUUCGCUGGCGCGCGGUUCCUCCUCACGGACGGCCAGGUGCGUGGCGUCGUCACGCAUGACGCCGGAGUGACGCGCGCGCGCACUAAAUCGGCGAGGUUCGAGCCUGGCGUCGCCUUCCGAGCCAAAGCGACGUUGUUGGCAGAGGGUGCCCAUGGUUCGCUUUCGAAGACGGCGAUCUCGAUGUUCAAUCUGCGGGAAGGAAAACAGGCGCAGACGUACGGAAUCGGGCUGAAAGAGGUCUGGCGCGUGGAGCCGGAGAAGCACGUACCUGGGAAAGUCGUGCACACGAUAGGUUGGCCUCUACAGAGCAACACCUACGGUGGUGGAUGGGAAUACCAUAUGGCAGACGGGCUCGUGAGUAUUGGCCUUGUGGUGGGUCUAGAUUACCCCAAUCCGUAUCUGGAACCAUACCGGGAGCUUCAACGCAUGAAACAUCACCCUCAUUACCGAGCGCUGCUCGGCGGCAAAAGCGAGCGACUGGCAUACGGUGCUCGCACUCUGACAGAAGGCGGGCUGCAGAGCCUGCCGAAAUUGGAUUUCCCCGGUGGUGCUUUGAUUGGAUGUUCUGCCGGUGUCGUGAAUACUGCAAAGAUCAAGGGAACCCACAACGCCAUGAGGACCGGGAUGCUUGCUGCCGAGUCGGCAUUUGCAGCGUUAUAUCCCGAGGCUAAGUUCACUUCGACAGGAGCUCCUGGAGUGACGCUGACACCAGCUGAACAAACCACGGAUGAUAUUAUCUCGCUGAGCUCGUACUCGACCGCAUUUCCUCAGUCGCCGGUGUACAAAGAUCUGUACGAAGUUCGGAACGUCAGGCCUUCGUUUGGGCUGCUUGGGCACGGCACGCGGUGGAGUCAGCUGGGCGGAAUCCUGUACUCUGGCAUGGAUACGAUAUUACGCGGGAAUGUGCCUUGGACGUUGAAGCAUCACGUGCCAAAGGACUCGGGCUCUCCAUCGGCCUCUUCUCCCGACGCGCUGUCGACGAAACCCGCAAAAGAGUUUUCGCCCAUCGCCUACCCUGCCUACGAGGCCCCGCUGAGCACCGAUCUGAUGAGCAGCGUCACGCUCACCGGCACCAACCACAGCGAGGGCGAGCCGGUGCACCUGCGGGUGAUGCGAGGGGUCGGUCCGUCCCCCGACAGCGCAGAGACGGCCUCCCGGCGACGAUCGCAUGUGCACACCAACCACGGCGAAUACGCGGGGCUGCUGCAACGCGCGUGUCCUGCGGGUGUCUACGAGUACGUUCCGGAUGACGGGCGGCACGUUGUCCCGGGAAAUGACGCGAAUGAGGACGAAGGGGCCGAGGGCACGAAGCUUGUGAUCAACUCGCAGAACUGCAUCCAUUGCAAGCUGUGUGAUAUCAAAGUUCCGACGCAGGACAUCACGUGGACCACACCGGAGGGAGGAGGCGGACCCAAGUACACAUUGACUUGAGGCACGUUACAUAAUGGAGAUCGGCACUUUUUAGUCACGCAGCGGACGCGAUUGUGCUCUGUAAGUCUCGCGUUUCGGCUGAGUAUAAAAGUACGCGGUAAAGCAGUACACGGUAUAGUUACGAUAUCACACACUCCUGGGGCGCGGUCACAUGACCUCAAUCAAACGUAAAUAGUCUAUCGAACUUGCUCAUUUUCUCGGCCGACGAUGAUACUUCCCCUAAUUUGGGCCUUCCGAAAUCGGACGAAUCAGUGCCAUUGGUAAUCUAUCCAUGUAUGAAUGCCAACCUUUGAAGCACUGUGACAUGCCCAGCUGAUUGCACUGUUUGUGCAAUACUUAUAACCGGUCUAUGUCUCAUCCUCAGGCCGGUCAUCACCUGAGGUGACUAGGACCUCAUGAAGCUACCACCAACCACAAAUAUAUCGGGAUCCCGCAAUGGCUUUGCUCGAUUUCGAGCCACACUGGAAUUACAUGCCUUUCUGUGUCGCUCGUAAGCAUGUCGGCGUUCUAGAGACAAACAUAUUUGGAGUGAGCCUGCGUGAUAUAACUGCGAGCGUGGUCGGCCAGACUGGGCCCGCGCUGCGCUACACUAUGAAUACCUUAGUUGCAGGAUCCCGUGCGAUCCCUGAACGGAACUUAGUAUCCGAACAUGCUCGAUUGCUUUCAGACAGUCGCUCAUCAGGGUUGUGGUGAAACCGGAGGCGG
Messenger RNA from Mycena citricolor, 2673 nucleotides. NCBI's taxonomy places the organism in Eukaryota, Fungi, Basidiomycota, Agaricomycetes, Agaricales, Mycenaceae. The record is from the annotation of a GenBank genome assembly.